Messenger RNA from Silurus meridionalis, 2033 nucleotides. RefSeq names its product ankyrin repeat and SOCS box protein 2-like. The transcript has 9 exons. Gene Ontology annotation, biological process: intracellular signal transduction. Lineage: Eukaryota; Metazoa; Chordata; Actinopteri; Siluriformes; Siluridae. The coding region runs from base 74 to 1747 and encodes 557 amino acids. Gene Ontology annotation, molecular function: protein binding. The record is from RefSeq and is a predicted model, not a curated record.
UUCAGUCUGGGAAAGACACCAACAAACUCUGCUAGUAAGGACAGAAGAUCUCCUCCAGUGAUUGAUAGAGAGGAUGAGCUCAACCAGCAUCAGUGAGCAGGAGUGUGUGACAUGGAGAACUCUUCAUGGCCUCCAAGUCAUCUCCCUCACGCCUGCUGAGACUGAGGACCAGCUGCUGUCGGCUGUGUGUGGUGGAGACGUGAGGAAAGUCAGAAAUAUUCUUGAUGGUGAGAAAUCUCCGAGGGAUCUCUUGAGGGCAGACGCAGAUGGCUGGACCGUGAUCCACGAGGCGAGUUAUUAUGGAAAAGCGGAGUGUCUGAAGCUGCUGCUUACAGCUGUUCCUGACAUGAUUAACUCUCAAACCCGUAAACACCAGACUCCUCUGAUCCUCGCUGUGUCCCGGGAGCAUUUCCUCUGUGUGGAGUAUCUUCUGGAGAAAGGGGCAGAUCCCAAAAUUCCCACUGUAACCAAUGAGACACCUCUGUAUGAAGCGUGUGCUACAAGUAACGUUCGCAUGGUCCAUCUCCUGCUGAGACAUGGAGCAGAUGUCAAUCAGAGAUGUUUUGAUGGAUGGACAGCUCUGCACGAGUCAGUGUCUCAGGAUGCUUUGGAGAUCUGUGAGCUGUUAGUGGAACAUGGAGCUAAGAUCUUCUCACGGAACAUCUACGGAGUCACUCCGCUGUUCCUUGCUGCUCAGUGUGGACACCUGGAGGUUCUUCACUUCCUUAUCCACAGGGGUGCUGAUGUAAACACCGAGGCGCAAGACGGGGCCACGGCGUUGUACGAGGCCUGCAGGAAUCAUCACACACAUGCUGUGGAGCUUCUUCUGUCUCAUGGUGCUGAUGCUAACAGACCAGGAAAGGACGGACUUUUACCUCUUCACAUGGCAGCAAGACAUGGAAACCAUGGGAUCAUCUCCAAACUCCUCCCGAUCACGGAAGCGAGUGUACUCCGACGCAGCGGCAUUAGCCCCUUGCAUCUCUCAGCCGAGAACGAUGAGGACCACGCCUUGGAGCUCCUAAUCCAUGCUGGCUUUGAUGUAAACUUCCUGCUUUCUCGGGCUCUUUCCUGCCUGUAUGAAGACCGUCGCGUGUCGGUGCUGUACUUUGCUGUACAUAACAGGAACCUAGAGGCUACCAGGAUGCUCCUGGAGGCUGGUGCUGAUCCAAACCUGGACCCAUUCAAUGUCUUGUUGCUGGCUGUGAGGCAGGGUGAUGUCCACAUGGCUACAUUACUGCUGGAGCAUGGAGCUAACGUUAACGCCUCACUCCCUACACGCCCCAGCAACUUUCCUGCCUGCCUGAUGCUCAGCGUCUGGAACAUGGCCAUGAUAAAAUGCCUACUGGACCACGGCUGUGAUGCAGGAGCAUGUUUUCAGUGUGAGUAUGGUGCUGAAGAGCAUCCGACCUACAACAGGAGCCAGACGGAGACACUCCCAUGUUUACAGUUCUGUGAGAUGUUCUCAGCUCUCUCGGGCUGUGUCAGGACGGGACGUGUCAUUGACCUGCUCCUGGAUUAUGUCUCUCAGGGAAAACUCUGCUCCAAUCUCCAGAAACUGCUGGAACGGGACGAAUCCUGGACGCAAAUCAGAGAUAAAUCGAUGCUUCCUCAGAGUCUCAUGCACCUGUGCCGCGUCCAAAUACGACAGUUCCUGGGAAUAAAUGGACUGAAGUGUCUCAGGAGCCUUCCAGGAAGAUUAAUCAGGUUCCUCAACCACGAUGUGCAGGGUGAAAAAGAUCUCCUGUAGCUUCAAACUGACUGUGACAACGCGCUGACACUUCCAUAAACCUCUGCAGUAUCCUGUACAACAUCCUGUCAAAGAACUGUUGCUAUGGAAACAAUAACACAUCCGUACAGAAGCGCUGCUGUUCAAGUGAAUGAACUAAACCCAUACCUCCUGACCAAUCAGAGAGCAGGAUUCAGCAGCAAUGUGAUGUACCAAGGAAACAUCAUGUACGUAGGGAUUUUGCUAGAUUGUAUUGCAUGUCAAAAAUUACAAUUAUUAUAUAAAUUAUAAUAAACUUUUAGCAGUA